Molecule: messenger RNA, 618 nt
Organism: Penicillium lagena
Lineage: Eukaryota; Fungi; Ascomycota; Eurotiomycetes; Eurotiales; Aspergillaceae
Exons: 1
Coding region: 1-618 (205 amino acids)
Source: RefSeq, a predicted model, not a curated record
AUGGAAACCCGCAAUCAAUCCAAUCAGCCGGGGCAGCCGCCGAAGCAAGCGACCUAUACGCAAGCCUCCAACCCGGUUUCGCAGACACCACAGGAACAGCGAGCUCCGACUGAGCCUGUGCGCCAUUAUGGCGACGCGCCGGGGUCCAUCACUCGGCGCACUGCAGACUCGAAACCCUCAAGUGACGAGGAGCGUGCUCGUCUCGACGGCAAACACCAGCAACAACAGCGCUCGUUACAGAACUCCCCCAAUGUCGAUUUGGGGUAUGGCGUGGAGCAGCAACCAGCAGAGGGAUACAUCGCAGAUGCUGUCCAUCGGAAAGGAAUGGGGAUGCAACGUGCGCAGGCAGGGGCGCACGCAGGCCCCGUCGGUAGCGCCGCAGGACCUGGACACCCUGGACAGGGAGGGGAAAGAGAUCUCACGGCCGAUAUGGGCCGGAAACAGGAACAACAUGACAAGAUGCUGGGAGACAGGGUCGGGCGCAGUCCUCCAGCACCGGACCAUGAAGUCGCUGAAAGAGAGGCAGUCAGGGAGCGCAAGUUAAAGCAGGAUGAGAGCCUGGAUGUAAAAGGCACAGUCAAGGAAGCCACUGGGGACCCGGUGGUAGGUAGUAGGUGA